Molecule: messenger RNA, 576 nt
Organism: Cylindrotheca closterium
Lineage: Eukaryota; Bacillariophyta; Bacillariophyceae; Bacillariales; Bacillariaceae
Source: the annotation of a GenBank genome assembly
AUGGUCAUAGAAGGACCUAAGAAUGCAACAUCGCAUCACCCUCGAUUUAUGGAGCUGGCCUUGAAGCAAGCAAAAAAAGCCUGGGAGAAAGGUGAAGUUCCGAUCGGUGCUGUCGUGGUUGGAAGGUCUGAAGACGGGGAAUUCAAAGUCGUUUCGAAGGCACACAAUAACGUUGAAACUGAAUUCGAUGCCUCUGCGCAUGCAGAGUUACUCGCUUUGCGAAAGGCGGCAUCGAAGGCAAGAAACUGGCGUCUUACAAAUACAACUCUGUAUACUACCUUGGAGCCAUGUCCCAUGUGCUUGGCAGCGGCGCAAGCUUUCCGAGUUUCGUCUAUCGUCUAUGGCGCUCCAGAUCUCCGACUAGGCGCAAUAAAGACACACAUGCAACUCCUGGAGGUAGACCAUCCUUAUCACACAAUAGAAGAAGUAGUUCCAGACGUGUAUUCUGAAGAAAGUGCUGCAAUGCUUAGAUCAUUUUUCCGUGCUAGACGACAGCGAUCGUCGAACUCAAUGAAACGAGAACCUCGGCACGGAGUACUGAAGAGGUUCUUCUCAAAUAUUCGUAGUUUACUGUAG